AUGGCCAAUGUCAGCAUGGUGACUGAGUUUCUCCUGGAGGGCUUUGCUGAGGUGUGGGAGCUCAGACUCCUGCUCUCUAUGUUGUUCCUGAUGAUGUACUUGGCCACCCUGUUAGGGAAUCUGAUCAUCAUCACUGUUACCACCAUUGACCAGAACCUGCACACACCCAUGUACUUCUUCCUCAGAAAUCUGUCCAUUGUGGACAUGUGCUACAUUUCUGUCACUGUCCCCAGUGCCUGUAUCAAUUCUCUCACUGACAACAGGGCCAUCUCUGUGGCUGGCUGUGCAACUCAGAUUUUUCUGGUUCUUUAUUUUGCAUACGUAGAAACUAUGUUCCUCACUAUCAUGGCCCAGGACCGCUAUGUGGCCAUUUGCCGGCCUCUUCACUACCCUGUCAUCAUGAACCAACAGUUCUGUGUCCAGGCCACACUGAUUUUCCUGCUCAGUGGUCUCCCAUAUUCAGCUCUUCACACUGGCAACACAUUCCGGCUGUCGUUCUGUCAUUCCAACGCUGUCCCUCAGUUCUUCUGUGAUAUCCCUUCUCUAUUAAGGCUGUCCUGCUCAGACACCUGGAGCAACAAAGUUUUGAUCUUUCUUUCUGCCGUGAUCAUAGCUGGUGGAUGCUUUACCUUAAUUGUCAUGUCAUAUGUACGCGUAUUUUCUACUGUCCUGAAGUUCCCAGUAAAGGAAGAGCGAGGAAAGGCCUUUUCCACCUGUGUCCCCCACAUUCUUGUGUUAUCUGUGUUUCUUAGCUCUGGUACCUACGUGUACCUAAAACCUCCAGUAAUCUCUAAAGUAGUCCAGGACAUUAUUGUUUCUAUGUUCUAUACAAUUGUCCCUCCAUUCUUGAAUCCUAUCAUUUAUAGUCUUAGAAAUAAGCAGAUAAAACAGGCAAUCAGGAAAUGUGGCCUUAGUAAUUAUUUUCUAUUUGAUUUUUCAAGGUUGUUUUUGAUAUAUGUUUAUUAA
Molecule: messenger RNA, 966 nt
Organism: Dipodomys ordii (Ord's kangaroo rat)
Lineage: Eukaryota; Metazoa; Chordata; Mammalia; Rodentia; Heteromyidae
Product: olfactory receptor 14C36-like
Exons: 2
Coding region: 1-966 (321 amino acids)
Biological process (GO): G protein-coupled receptor signaling pathway
Cellular component (GO): membrane
Molecular function (GO): olfactory receptor activity; G protein-coupled receptor activity; odorant binding
Source: RefSeq, a predicted model, not a curated record